GUUUGCAAUUGCACCCACAAGAGACGUUCAGCAGUUUGGACUCUGAGCUCAGAAAUCCCCGAGCAAAACAAACAACAACAAAAAAAAGAAGCUACAGGGGUAGGCGACGUUUUGAGUGUGACUGAAGUGGAAGUGAAAGUAAGACUCCAGGGUUUUCUUCAUCCAUGGCGUCCAGUAUGAGGCAGGACGAGACUCUGAGUCUCAGUGAGGAUCUCACGUGUGCCAUCUGCUGUGAUCUGUUCCAAGAGCCAGUCAUGCUUGGCUGCAUGCAUCACUUCUGCAGGUCAUGCAUCACUACCUACUGGAGAGAUCUUCGAGGUCCAGCGAUGUGCCCUCAGUGCCGGAAGGAGUUCCCCAAAAAACAGUUUCAGACCAACUAUCUGGUGGCUGGCCUGGUCGAAAAGGUCCGAGCCAGUUCAUCAGCUGCGUCUGUGAGGAAUUUACAGAAGCAGAUGAAGGACGGUCUGGACCCACGGAAAGAACAGCUGAUCGCCAUGAUCCGUAAAGACGAAGAAGAGAUGAACACGUUAAGAAAAAUAGGAGCUGAUCUCAAGGAGAGAGUGUGUCAUGAUUUCCAGGCUCUGCAUCACUUCCUGCAAGUGGAGGAGGUGGCCAUGCUGGAUCAGCUGCGGCGGGAUCAGAUGGAGCUGGAGCACAGCCUGGAACGACACCUCGAGGCUCUGCAUACAGCAAUUCGAGAACCGGAGCAGAGAGUGGGCUCACUCCAAAUGACUACCAGCACCCUGCCAGAAUUACAUUCCAGACCACAUGUUCCAGGACUUUCUGUUGAUGGUUUUAAGAGCAAAUACAUAGCUCCUCUUCAGUAUACUUUGUGGCGAAAAAUGUUAAAAAAUUUAAAACCAGGCCCACUUCCAGUGACCUUCGAUGAGGACACAGUUCAUCCAAGCCUCCAGCUCUCUCGAGACAGGACCCAAGUGGUUGAGGCUGAAGCCAUGCUGCCCUACAAACCGAAUCCGAAGCGCUUCGUUCAGUGUGUUAAUGUUCUUGGAGCCCAAGGUUUCCAUACAGGCAGACAUUACUGGGAGGUGGGCGUUGGCACCAAGCCCAAGUGGGACAUAGGUGUUGCCCUGGAAACAGUGAAUCGAAAGGCACGUGUGAAGCUGUGCCCCAAUAAUGGGUACUGGACACUGCGUCUGCGCAACCACACGGAGUACUCAGCAGGCACCCAACCCUGGACCCCAUUGUGUGUGACCUCUCGACUUCUAAGGAUUGGGGUCUUUGUGGACUGUGAGGAGCGUACAGUUUCCUUCUACAAUGCUGAUGACAUGAGCCUGCUCUACUCAUUCUCCAAUGGGCCCAAAGGGAAGGCUUUUCCAUUCUUUAGCACGUGUCUCAGUGAACCUGGACAGCGAGCUCAGCCGAUCUAUCUCCUGCACUUCCCCAGCAUGGCUGUCUGAGAAACUUCAGAUCUUUAUACAUACAUACAUACCUACAUACAUGCAUACAUGUAUAUGCACACACACACACACACACACACACACACACACACACACACACACACAAAAAUACCAUUUUCAGUCACUUAUUCAACAGAAAUAUCAUUAGAUGUGAUAUUCUUCUGUGGAAAAAGUAAGUACACCGUUGGCCUCAGAAGGUAGUAUUGCCCCCUUUAGCAGAAAUAACUUCCUGUAUGGAUUUUGCAUAAUUGUCCACCAGGCUUGCUGGAAUUUUUGACCACUCUUCCAUGCAAUAUUCUUUCAGUUGCAAGAUGUUUGAGGGUUUACUUGCAUGUACUGCCCGUUUCAAAUCCCACACAAAACAUUUCAAUAGGAUUCAAAUCCGGGCUUUGGCUAGACCAUUCCAUAACCCCCCAUUUCUUCUUUUUGAGCCAUUCCUUGGUGGAUUUGCUAGUGUGCUUAGGAUCAUUAUCCUGUUGAAAGGUCCAUUUCGGUUCAACUUCAACUUUUAGACAGAUGGCCCUCACAUUAUCUUCAUGCACUCUUUGAUAUGAUGCAGAAUUCAUGUGUUCAGAUGUUUUUUUUUGUUUUUUUUUGUUAAGUUGUGAAAAUGACUACAAUAUGUCAAUUUUAUGUGUCAUUUGAUAGUGUAUCACCUUUAUUAGUAUCAGCUGUUUCUAAGAGGAUCAACUAUGUAAAAAAUCACCAACAUGUAUACAUUGUCUUUAUUGUUGAACUUUUUGAUCUUUUCUUUCACAGAAAUAGUCUGUGCUCUUGGAUAUCAAACAAUAGAAAACAAAACAGGUUUCUCAAAUAUAUAUCUUUGUUAAAUAUAUGUUUGCCACAAUUAUUGGCACCCUUUUAAUCAAUACUAUGUACUACCUCCAUUUGCCAUGAUAGUUCUGAGUCUUCUAGAACACCUGAUGAGGUUAGAGAAUACAUGGCAAGGGAUCUGAGACCAUUCCUCCAUACAGAAUCUCUCCAGAUCCAUCAAAUUUCGAGGUUCACGCUGCUCUUCAGUUCACCCCACAGGUUUUCUAUGGGGUUCAGGUCAGGGGACUGGGAUGGUCAUGGCAGGACCUUGAUUUUGUGGUCAGUAAACCAUUUUUGUGUUGAUUGUGAUGUAUGUUUUGGAUCAUUAUCCUGCUGGAAGAUCCAGCCAUGGCACAUUUGAAGCUUUCUGGCAGAGGCAGUCAGGUUUUCAUUUCAUAUCUGUUGAUAUUUGAUAGAGGCCAUGAUGCCAUGUAUCCUAACAAAAUGUCCCGGUCCUCUGGCAGAAGAACAGCCCCAAAACAUUAAAGAGCCUCCACCAUAUUUAACCGUGGGCAUGCGGUACUUUUCCAUAUGGCUACCUCUCUGUGUGUACCAAAACCACCUCUGGUGUUUAUUUCCAAAAAGCUCUAUUUUGGUUUCAUCUGACCAUAGAACCCGAUCCCAUUUGAAGUUCCAGUAGUGUCUGGAAAACUGAAGAUGCUUGAGUUUGUUUUUGGAUGAGAGUAGAGGCUUUUUUUUCUUGAAACCCUUCCAAACAACUUGUGGUGAUGUAGGUGACUUCGGAUUGUAGUUUGGAGACUUUCUGACCCCAAGACACAACUAACUUCUGCAGUUCUCCAGCUGUGAUUUUUUUUGGCCACUCGAACCAUCUUCUUCACAGUGCGUUGAGAUGAUAUAGACACACGUCCAAUUCCAGGUUGAUUCAUAACAUUUCCAAUUGACUGGAACUUCUUAAUUAUUGUCCUGAUGGUGGAAAUGGGCAUUUUUAAUGCUUGUGCUAUUUUCUUAUAGUCACUUCCCAUUCUGUGAAGCUCAACAACCUUUUGCUGCACAUCACAGCUGUAUUCCUUGGUCUUACCCAUUUGUUAUGAAUGACUAAAGGAUUUUGGCCUAUGUGUUACCUCAUAUUUAUACCCCUGUGAAACAGGAAGUCAUGGUUGAACAAUUUCCUGUUCCUAGGUGUACUAAAUGUAAAAUAUCAAUGGGAAUAUACGUCAAAUAAAUUUUUAUAUGAAUUCAUAGUGGUGCCAAUAAUUGUGGCGCACACACACAUUUAAUAAAAAAACUUAUUUUGAUAAACCUGUGUUGUUUGAAACUAUUUGAUAUCCAUGAGAGCAGAGAAUUUUUUGUGAUUUUUUUUUUCUUCUUCAAAGGAACCCUGACUGUGAAGACAUGAAGGCCUUAACAUGCAGUAAUUGCCAUCAUACUAAGAUAUGUUGUUAGAAACCCAUGAAAUAUGUUCAUUACUUUAAAAAUCCUUAACAUUUAAAACAUAUUUUAACCUAUGGAGGCUGCCAUUACGUGACCAGCGCAAUGCACUCUGAGUCGAUGAUGUAAAUUGUUGCACUUGAGCACUCAAAAGAACUAGCUACUAGCCCCCGCAGCAGGAAAUGAAUGCCACACUGUGCUGCUUUUGGCUGUACUUUUUCUAGUUCUUGUGUGCUGUGAUGCCAGGGCUAUCUGUAAAUAUAAUCAAACCCGUAAGCAUCUUGUUAGUGCGGUUACUUUCUGUAUAUUCUCGUAACAUAAAGCACCUGUAAAAUUGGCCUAAAAUGCAAGACGUAAAAUUAAAGCAGUUCUUGAACCA
Molecule: messenger RNA, 3999 nt
Organism: Ictalurus punctatus (channel catfish)
Lineage: Eukaryota; Metazoa; Chordata; Actinopteri; Siluriformes; Ictaluridae
Gene: trim105
Product: tripartite motif containing 105
Exons: 7
Coding region: 165-1418 (417 amino acids)
Molecular function (GO): protein binding
Source: RefSeq, a predicted model, not a curated record